This is a messenger RNA of Episyrphus balteatus (marmalade hoverfly), 874 nucleotides long. RefSeq names its product exosome complex component MTR3 (gene Mtr3). The coding region runs from base 71 to 874 and encodes 267 amino acids. The transcript is spliced from 4 exons. Gene Ontology annotation, cellular component: cytoplasmic exosome (RNase complex); nuclear exosome (RNase complex); nucleolus. Lineage: Eukaryota; Metazoa; Arthropoda; Insecta; Diptera; Syrphidae. The record is from RefSeq and is a predicted model, not a curated record. Gene Ontology annotation, biological process: nuclear mRNA surveillance; rRNA catabolic process; U4 snRNA 3'-end processing.
GAGCGGCUUUCCUUGUGUACCACGAUAAUUUCUUUAAAAUUUUAAAUUUGAAAAUAAAUAAAAAAAAAAAAUGCCACCAACAAAUCGCAAAUCACUUUAUCCCGAAUCUUCAGUUCCAUACACAAUUUAUAUCAAACCAACUGAAACCAUUGCCCCAUCAACAAGUAAUGAAGCCGAUCUUAAACUUGAUCCAAGGCCAACCUUCCUCAAAGUCGGUAUUCUAUCUCAAGUCAAAGGUUCUGCUUAUCUGGAAUACGGAAACACAAAACUCUUAGCAGCCAUUCUUCCUCCUCGAGAAAUAAGCAAACAAUCUAAGAAAAAUGCCCUAGGAGUUAUACAAUGUGAUUUCAAAUACGCUCCCUUUGCCACAAACGAUCGCACCGAAAACCUUACAAAAAAGGAACAAUUCCUCAGUGUCGCUCUGAAGAAGGCUCUCGAACCGGUCAUUUGCUUACACGAGUUCCCCAACUUUCAAAUCGACAUUAUGGUCUACAUACUCCAAGAUGACGGCUGUGCACUUAGUUCAGCCAUCAAUUGUUGUGGAGCAGCUUUAGCAGAAGGUGGAAUUCCAAUUUACGAUGUUAUUACUGCUUCCACAGUUUGUAUUUAUGGUCAACAUGUUUUUAUCAAUCCAACAGCCGCCGAAGAAGAAAUCGUUCAAAUGAGAGAAGAAAAGACGGAAAUAACCGAACAAGGUCUUUGUGUCAUUGCCAGUCUGGCAGCCGUCGAUCAAGUCGCCGAAUGCUUUCAAAAAGGCUACAUGACCUACGAAACCAUCAAAAACCUAACCAACUAUGCUUUAAAAGUCAAUCAGAGUCUCCUGAGCACUGUCAAGCAUGUUUUAGUAGACAAAGUAAAACAUCACCUCAAGUGA